Messenger RNA from Staurois parvus, 311 nucleotides. The record is from the annotation of a GenBank genome assembly. NCBI's taxonomy places the organism in Eukaryota, Metazoa, Chordata, Amphibia, Anura, Ranidae.
AAAAGUCAAUCACAGCAGCCUUUACCAUGUGUUCAGCUGUGUCCAAUGACACAGCAGAUCACCGAGUACACAGUUGCCAGCAACUGUCACAGAGCAGAUCGGCACUGAUGAUCAGUGCCCAGCAGUGCCUCCCAUCAGUGCCUUCCACCAGUGCCCAGCAGUGCCACCCAUCAGUGCCACCCAGGAGUGCUGCCCAUCAGUACCCAGCAGUGCUGUCAGUCAGUGCCACCAGUCAACGCUGCCUAUCAGUGCCCAUCAUUGCUGCAUAUCAGUGCAUCAUCAUCAGUGCCUCCUCAUCAAUGCCCACCAGU